Molecule: messenger RNA, 1031 nt
Organism: Stylophora pistillata
Lineage: Eukaryota; Metazoa; Cnidaria; Anthozoa; Scleractinia; Pocilloporidae
Product: speckle-type POZ protein-like
Molecular function (GO): protein binding
Source: RefSeq, a predicted model, not a curated record
CCCAUUUAAAGAACUGAUUUCAAGAAACAACGGAAGCACCUGCAAAUGGCAGACGUAUUCUCGACAACAAAUAAUGCUCUCCAAUCUGGAAAAGGACAUGGAAGGAGAAUUAACAAACGAUCAGCUUGACUUUUCUCAACCAUGGCAUCUCAGCGAUGUAGUUUUGAAGGUGGAAGAGGAAAGAUUUCACGUUCACCGAAGUAUCUUGGCGAUGUGGUCACCAGAUUUUUCGAAAAUGUUUACUUCAGAGUUCAGCGAGAAAACAGCUGACGAAGUGCUACUUCCAGGGAAGAAUGUGAGCGAGAUAAGAGAGAUGCUGUUGGUUAUUUACCCAACUUCUGCCAAAGAGAUCGAUGACAAGAACUACUCGUUCCUGCUGAAUCUUGCAAGGGAAUAUAUGAUGAAGAAGCUCACCGAGAAAUGCGAAGGGUUCCUGAUGGAUGAGUUAAGUUAUCCAAGAUAUAACUCAUACCAGUGCUUAGAUCUUUUAGUUACUGCACAGUCAUACAACCUGGAGAGGUUACAAGAGGAGUGCAUCAUCAAGGCACGAGAACUCAACUGCAGGGACCUCAAGGAGUGCCAAGAAACCGUGGAUAAAAUCAGCUCGCCUAAUUAUCAGAAAGUGGUCGACGGAAUUAUGCAACGAAUGCAAGUAGAAAUUCAGUCACUGCGUUCUAAAAAUUGCCAGGCAAGGGGAGUACUGGAAAGCAUCGAACGUUCUGCCUCAAGAGCUUCAGAAGAAUUUGAAGAAAUAAUGUCUCUUCUUGUACAAGUUGCUCGUGACUCACCAAGAGAUCAUUACCGAAGGAUACGACUGAAUAAUUUUGAUGAUAAGAUAAAUGUUAUUUGUUCUCAUUCAAAAGCUGGGUUCAUGUAUUUUCAAGGUCCUUUGAGAGAACUGAAGUCUUCGCUUGAAAGCAUUAGUCGUUCCGUUACAUCACAAGAGAAAGUAUGAUUAUGAAGGUGGACUUCAAUAUUUAACAAUUAUACGCACUGCUCUGAUGAGCCCCAGAAGGCCGAAACCGUACUGU